UGAGGAGAGCGAGUGCGGCUGGCACCGAGCUACAAUAGCUCCGCACAGCUAACAGGGCGCACAAGGGACGGGAUCCUUCACUGAAGGGAAGCUUACAGAGAAGCCAUUGCCAGGGCUUGACAUUUAUACUACAACAUAUGCGCAACUGACAAGAAAACAGGUGCAAACUCAUAAUACCUGGGGCAGAAAAAAACAAUUAAACAAUAAAGAAUUUGGAGAACUUCAGUGGGAGGAGAGACUGGAUUUGGAAAGGUCACUACAGUUUAUUUCCGAGAACUUUGUUCCAGGGCUCUUAUUGGCCAUUGGAUUCUAGCCUGAGUAUCAAGCAUCUCUUGCACCUUGGCUACAGGUUGCCCAGGAAAGACUUAUCUUGGCAAAUACCUCCUGCUGCACCACUAGUUUCAUUCUUAAGCCUACACCUGUAGUGAAGGUUAAACAUGACAGAGAAUUCAGCUGCUGCUCCAGCUGGCAAGCCCAAGCGAUCAAAGGCAUCAAAGAAAGCAACUGACCACCCUAAGUAUUCUGACAUGAUAUUGGCUGCAGUGCAAGCAGAGAAGAGUCGUUCUGGUUCAUCGCGUCAGUCAAUCCAGAAGUACAUCAAAAACCACUAUAAAGUUGGAGAGAAUGCAGACUCGCAAAUCAAACUGUCUAUUAAGAGACUGGUGACUUCUGGCACCCUCAAACAGACCAAAGGAGUGGGUGCCUCUGGAUCUUUCCGGCUAGCCAAGGCAGAUGAGGGCAAGAAGCCAGCCAAGAAGCCUAAAAAGGAAAUUAAAAAAGCAGCUUCACCCAAAAAAGCUGCUAAGCCCAAAAAAGCUGCAAAGUCUCCUGCCAAGGCCAAGAAACCUAAAGUGGCAGAGAAGAAAGUAAAGAAACCAGCUAAGAAAAAGCCUGCACCUUCUCCUAAAAAAGCCAAAAAGACAAAAACUGUCAAAGCCAAGCCAGUGAGGGCAUCCAGAGUAAAGAAGGCCAAGCCCUCCAAACCAAAGGCAAAAGCCAGCCCAAAGAAAUCUGGACGGAAGAAGUAAAGCUCCUGCAGUCUCUGGACAGCUCCUAACAACUUGUGUACAUAGUUUUAUAACCUUCACUUUUUCCAGUGCAACUUUAUAAUGAUGAUCAGCUUCCCUGCAAUUCCCAAGACAAAUUUGUGUAUUUGACUUUGCCUGCACUAGGGGAAUUAAGCAAGAUUUAACUGCUUCAUUUUUUUUUAUUAUUUUGGUGUUAAAAUGUAGGAAUUUUUUUCCCAAGGAAGAAGUUAUCAAACUGGGCUUAACAUUUUCAAUGAUUUUGUGUUUCCUAGCCAUUUUAGGACAAGCUUUAACGAUAUCAUUGCACAGAGCUUGGCUUAAUUAUUAUUAAUCUACCUGUUCUUAAAUGGGAAUAAUGAUAUCUUUAAAUAUUGUUCGGUGUGAUUGUGCUACAUUAUUGUCAGAAAUCAGACGAUCUUGACCCUAAAAUGUUGCUUAUAACUUAAUAUUUAAAUGGUAGUUUAAAUAUGAUUCAUAGUACAAUUAGUUUGGUUAUUGUCUACUGAUAUUUUUGUAGUUUUUUUAUUUGUAGGAAUGAGUCAGCAGUAGACUAGAGCACUUUUUUGCUGGACAGGCAAUGGAUCACCCCCCUGUAAGUUUGAACUCUUCAUAUAUUCACACGAGAUCCAUUUUUUUUUUUUUUUUAAACAUACAAACGUUUGUUCAGGAAUGAUUUACUAACUGUACUUAUGCAGCAGCAAGUGCAAUGCCUAGAAGAUUUUGAUACCUUUUCAGCAACAUUUUAAAUGUUCUCUCUAUGGAGAAAUGAUUAGCUAUUAAGAUAUACAAAUAUCUUCCAACUGAAGACUGUAUUUGUACUUGUCAACCAAGCUUUGAGGGUAUUAGGCGUCGUUCACGUACUGUGAAUGGUGCAGCUAAUCCUUUUCAGUAUCAUUUGUGCUGAAAAUGGUCAGUAAGCAGUGAACCAUAACAUUUAUUUCUGUAUCGGUGAGAACUAAUCGAGCAAGUGACAAGUGGCCAUGAAAUACAAAUAGAAAUAUUUUAUUCAUGUGUUUUGCUUUGUAGAUUAGGAUUAAUCCUUUGUAAUCAUGACUUUGAAAAUAAAAUUGCCAAAACGUG
Xenopus tropicalis (tropical clawed frog) is the source of this 2108-nucleotide messenger RNA. It is a transcript of the gene h1-0, whose product is annotated as H1.0 linker histone. Gene Ontology annotation, molecular function: structural constituent of chromatin; DNA binding. Gene Ontology annotation, cellular component: nucleus; nucleolus; chromosome. The record is from RefSeq and is marked provisional. Gene Ontology annotation, biological process: nucleosome assembly. Lineage: Eukaryota; Metazoa; Chordata; Amphibia; Anura; Pipidae.